ACAUAACUCUCAGAAUAAAACCAAACUUAAGAGAUCCAUGUCAUCAAAGUCGUACGUUGCACGACGAUCCACGAGCCCACCAAGACUUGAUGGGAAAAAGUUAAUAUCAAAAAUUAACAAGAGGACAGAAAAAAAUCAAAUAUCAAACAGCCCACCAAAACACCACUCUAAGCCCAUACUCCUAGACGCAACACAGGUCAAGGUCAGGCUUUUCCCCAAUAAAUCUAUUAACAAGCUGAAAGUAGGCGAUCGUAUGAAAUCCUCUCAUUGUGAGUCUAAGCUCAGCCCACCCCUUCAGACAGAAACGCGCAGCAGAAACCGUAGUCACUCAAAUAAAUGCUCAUUCAGCGAGUGCUCUUAUACUGGCUCUGAAACUGCUCGGAGGUCCUCUUGUAAUAAGUCGAUAGCCAGUGCCAAAAGUCGAUUUAAGAAAUACGCUUACAAGAGCGUGACCCCUUUUCCCAUUUUCAGUAUGGCGUCGCACACAUCCGGGAGUACUCUCAAAAUGACGUCAUCUUCCGAGCGAUUUCUUAACGUCUCGAGAGUCAACAAAAGCCUGAAGGAGAAUGACGUCAAAGGGGCGUGGUCGGAAUCGGGAGGACACAUCGGGCGUAAAAAAAACAAAGAGGUUACGACCGGCGCCACAGACAGAUCGAGAGG
This is a messenger RNA of Lymnaea stagnalis (great pond snail), 660 nucleotides long. NCBI's taxonomy places the organism in Eukaryota, Metazoa, Mollusca, Gastropoda, Lymnaeidae. The record is from the annotation of a GenBank genome assembly.